UCUGCUCUGCACUGUUAAUUUAAACAUUGAACAGUAUUAAGUCCCUUCUAAAAUAUAAGUAUUUUUAGCUUUCCAUAAAUGUUUAUAUUUCAGGAAGGAGGUAACGUUUAUGUGUCUUAAUUCCAGCAUUGGAAGCUGUACAUUUAUGGCGAAUAAUAUAAUAGAAAAAAAAUAUGCCGCAAGACACUUCUUUUGUUUAUUGCUAGCAUAAUAAAGUAUGACCAAGACUCGUUCGUCUUCAUUAAGAAAAUUUAUUUAUGGCGAAAAUACAGCUAUCACAACAAAUUUGAUCUCCCAUUGUCACUUCAUAAAGAAAUUCCAUUUUAGCAGCGUAUCACAAAAUUUGAUCUCCCAUUUAUGCCUCAAGAUUUGCAUCAUCUUACUACAUAGACCCACCAAAUUAAAGCCUCAAGAUUUGCCCAUGGAAUCUUACUACAUAAACCCACCAAAAGCCUCAAGAUUUGCCUCCUCUCCAUUCUCCCCAAACGAGACACCCAAAAUGGCAGCGAGGCUUCUCAUCCCCAUCCUCCUAGUGCUCCUUGUCGUCUCCCACGUGGCGCUCGCCUCCAUCGUGGAGGAGACGUGCGCGAAGGUGGAAAACAUAUCGCUCCGCAAGGAACUGGAGGCCGUCUGCGUGACCACGCUCCAGGCGGCGCCGGGGAGCGCCACCGCCGACACGCACGGGCUGGCCGUGAUCGCCACGAACCUGACGCUGGUCAACUACACGGCGGCGGUGGCCACAAUCAAGGACCUACAACGGCACGGCGGCUGGACGGUCGGCCAGCAGGCUGCGCUGGCCACGUGCCGUGAGCGGUACACCGAGGGGAUCAAUGCGAUGCAUAGAGCCAUCCAAGCACUGGCCACGAUGCAGAAGCAGGCAUACGAGGACAACAUGAUCGCAGCCGUGAGGGCCUCCACCGACUGCGCCGCCGCGUCCGUGGCCGCGGAUAAGGAGGAGUCGCCUCUGCGCAAGGUGAACGCCGACGCCGAGCACCUAACCGUCGUGGCCAUGGUGAUCUUUUUCUUGUUGUACGUGUAGCAAGCAGGAUACCUGUGGAUCUUGCCGUGUGACCGGUGUUAGAUAGAUCGACAAAUCUAUGAAAAUAAAAACAGUAAUUGAAUGCGUGA
Molecule: messenger RNA, 1128 nt
Organism: Lolium perenne
Lineage: Eukaryota; Viridiplantae; Streptophyta; Magnoliopsida; Poales; Poaceae
Molecular function (GO): enzyme inhibitor activity
Source: RefSeq, a predicted model, not a curated record